AUGGCCGCACGAGGCAAAGUUGGGCGCUCCGAGCGUCUUCUCGGCGAGAACGAACGACCUGAGGCGAGGAUGGGCUCGCCGGCGGUCGAGCCGCCGAACAAAUCGACGUGGCGCAGCUCCGCGCUGGCGGGGACGACCGAGUACAUGAUGUCGGCGGCGGUCACGCGACGAGGGAGAGCCGCAGGAGCCCUCUGUGGAGCAGGCGCGCGAAAGCAGCGAUGA
Molecule: messenger RNA, 222 nt
Organism: Emiliania huxleyi CCMP1516
Lineage: Eukaryota; Haptophyta; Isochrysidales; Noelaerhabdaceae
Exons: 2
Coding region: 1-222 (73 amino acids)
Source: RefSeq, a predicted model, not a curated record